AUCUCCAUCUCUGAGCAGGACCUUGGUCGGAUAAAUAUCCUGCAGCAGUCAACAGUUACUCACAAUCUGAAGGGUCCAGACUGAUUGCAGGUCCAGCAUGGCCUCCUUCAUGCAAGUGGCUGUUUCCAUCCUGCUGCUGUCCACAUUAACCUCAGCUCAAAUGAGAGGUGACUAUUCAUCAGCAAAUGAUUUAUGUAAACCGAACGAUGGGUUUGGGAUAUACUGCCCAACCACAUGCGGAGUGGCUGAUUACCUGCAGAGGUACAAGCCUGAUAUGGACAGAGAGCUGGAUCAAAUGGAACAGGAUUUGGAGGAUCUCGCCAACCUUACCAGAGGAGCACAGGAUAAAGUGGUCUUCUUGAGAGACUCGGAAGCACAAGCACAAAAACAAGCACCAGACACAUACAUCAAAAAAUCUACAAACAUGCUUGAUGACAUACUGCGAUUUGAGAAGAGCAUUCUGGCUCAAGAAGAUCAAAUAUAUCAACUGCAGUCGAUCCUUCAGGCUAAUGAGAAAAGAAUAACUGAUUUGAAGCAGAUGUCUGUUCAGCUGGACCAGAUGUGCAAAGAGCCCUGCAAAGACACUGUGGAAAUUCAGACCAUCACAGGCAAAGACUGUCAGGACAUUGCAAACAAAGGCGGUAAGGUCAGUGGGCUCUACUAUGUGAAACCAGCCAAGGCUCCUGAGGCUUUCCUGGUGUACUGUGAUAUUGACAGCUUUGGACGUGGGUGGACUGUACUUCAGAGGAGACGUGAUGGAAGUGUUGACUUUAACAAAAACUGGAUCCAGUAUAAGGAAGGUUUUGGGUACCUCUCACCAGAUGACAGAACAGAAUUCUGGCUGGGAAAUGAGAAGAUACAUCUGCUGUCUGUUCAGUCCAGUGUGCCUUAUGUACUGAGGAUAGAGAUGGUCGACUGGGACGGCAACAAAAAGUAUGCCGACUACGCCACUUUCAAACUUGGACCAGAAGUUGAUGCGUAUCGCUUGACGUAUGCUUAUUACUUUGGUGGAGAUGCUGGUGAUGCCUUUGAUGGUUAUGAUUUCGGUGAUGACCCCAGUGACAAAUUCUACACAUCUCACAAUGGCAUGCAGUUCAGUACACCUGACAAAGACAACGACAAGUUCCACAAUAACUGUGCCUUGGAAGAAGGGUCUGGCUGGUGGAUGAACCGAUGCCAUGCUGGUCAUCUCAACGGAAAAUACUACCAGGGUGGCAAGUACACAGAGAAGGACACACAGAACGGAUAUGACAAUGGCAUCAUCUGGGCCACAUGGCACAGUCGCUGGUAUUCUCUCAGGGAAACCACCAUGAAGAUCAUUCCCAUCAACAGAAUCAGCACUGAUGGUCAGCAAAGUGGUGCCAAGCAGUUUGGAGGCCUGGGAGAUAUUUAAAGACCUCACCAAAGCUCCCUGCAUUGUUCUGAGCUAUCAUUUUGUUAUUGUGAAGUUAAAAGUACAUGGGAAUAACAUGGGCAAGACAUUUUCAAGUGAGUGUAAACAUGCCUGUUGGUUUCUGAGAUUUUUCAUUCUACACCAAUUAAUUCUGGAAAAACUUCAUAAGACAUACUGGUCAUUUUUGAAAAAUUGGAUCGACUCUCUUCUACUGCCACUGGUCUAACACACUGAACUGUCAAUGAAUGAAUAAAGUUCUCUGUCUUUUGUAAAUGAAA
This is a messenger RNA of Puntigrus tetrazona (Sumatra barb), 1671 nucleotides long. RefSeq names its product fibrinogen gamma chain (gene fgg). The coding region runs from base 98 to 1393 and encodes 431 amino acids. The transcript has 9 exons. NCBI's taxonomy places the organism in Eukaryota, Metazoa, Chordata, Actinopteri, Cypriniformes, Cyprinidae. Gene Ontology annotation, cellular component: fibrinogen complex. Gene Ontology annotation, biological process: platelet activation; blood coagulation; protein polymerization. Gene Ontology annotation, molecular function: signaling receptor binding. The record is from RefSeq and is a predicted model, not a curated record.